AUAGAAAUUUCCGAAUAGUUAUCGUUGUUCAUGCGUAACAAAAGCUGCGGUUCGAGUUGUAAGAUUUUAAUUCUUCUUGAGGAAUUUUUUUUCUAUUGUAAGGGCAAUCCAAUUGUUCUUACAUUAGAGAAGUAACAGAAAAUAGAAAAUAAAAGAAACAAAAAAAAAAGAAAGAGAGAGAGAGAGAAAGAGAAAACGCUCUCGUUUUCGUACAUGAUCGAUUGCGUAUACUCGCGGAUCUUGGAUUAUCAAAGGUUCGCGAAAGGAAUCUUUCGUCUGUGAAACAAUCACGUAUAUUGGUGGUGAAUUACUAGUUGAUAAAUGAUUGUCACGCAUUACGAUAAAAGUGACAAAACUAUUUACGACAUUAUUGUGUGGGUUGUGAAUUCGAAGUAUCGUAUAAAUCAAAUGACGCAAUUACGAUGAUAUUUUCUUUUUUUUACCUUUUUUUUUAUUUGGUUCUCUUUUUGUUUUGUUUUCUUUUUUUAAGAAGAAGAAGAAGAAGAAGAAGAAUUCUAUUACGAUAAGAAAUAGAAAAAUAUACGAGAUUCAUCUUCAUCAUUCAUUAUAUAUCAUUCUAAGAUAUACAUAGGUCGAUAAAUCUUAGAUGCAUAGGUCUAUUGAACAUGACCCAUGAACGUUGUUGGCUGGUAUCGUUGGUUCGCAUAACUCGCUCACGGAAAUGGCGAGACACGUUGUAGCCUUAAAGAGAGCAUUUUCUUGGGUGUGGUUAAGACCCUGUCUUUGUGGUGAGUGUAGUAUAAAAAGGUGGGGCAUGAUCGAGUGCCAAUGCAGUCACUACUCCUAUAAAUUCGACGAUCUACGUCAGUGAAACUUGUAAUGCAGUUCUCGACUUCGUUUGAAUCGGACGUGAUAGUUAGAAAUCGUUGCUUCUUAGAACGUCAUUUUGAUUGAGUCCGUACAUUGGGGCAAGAUGAUCCAGUAUAUCGUAAUAUUUUGUGGAAUGUUGAGCGUGGUCUUUGGUGCUCCGCAAUGGUAUGGACCACAUCAUGCUGGUUAUGGUGGUCAUGCCGCACCGGCACCACUUGGUCCCGAUGGUCGUGUCGUAGAUACUCCUGAAGUAGCCCAAUUAAAGGCCGCACAUUUGUCGGCUUUGGCCGAGGCAAAUGCACGUGCACCGAAAGGACCUGGACCUGUAUCCGGACCUUAUCCAUCUCAUGCGGCACCUGCUGGUUACGCGCCGCAUUACAGUGGACCACCAGCACCAUUGGGACCCGAUGGACGCGUAGUAGACACACCCGAGGUUCAACAAGCUAAGUCAGCACAUUUCUCUCUUUACAAUGCGGAAGCACAACGUGUACCAGCCGGGCCAGCUGAUCCAGUUUCAUCUGGUGCCUAUGAUCCAUCCUGGAAUAAUAAUGGUGCUUGGAAUCAAGGCUCAUGGAACAACGGAAACAAUUAUUAUUGAAAGGAUCUUUCUUUCUCUCUCUCUCUCUCUCUCUCUCUCUCUCUAUCUCUCAUUUCCUAACUUUUUUUUUCUUUCUUUAUUUCUUUGAUCACGUUCGUUCGACUGCAAUCAAUUUAAAAGAAGAUACUCCGUUCGCGUAUCUUUUGAAAGUCUACCUCGAGAUAAUAUUCGACUAUUUUAUCUACCUCGUACCAAGACUAAUCUUAAGAAGAAGAUGAAGAAGAAAUAUAUAUAUAUAUAUAUAUGUAUAUAUGCUCAGUUCGUUCCGACUGGUUUCAAGUAUAAUUUUCAACUACCUCUUAUUAUUUAUUCGGACGAACGAGUAAUAUAUUUCUUCGAUUCAUAGAUCUCUCUUUUUUUUCACUCUCUUUCUUUUUCUGUCUAUUUCUUUUGCUUUUUUAUUUUAUCAUUUAUAUUAUAUUGUCAUAUUACAUUUCGAGCGAUCAAUUCUAUUCAAUCUCUUUUAUGCGUAUGGUGCUAUUAAAUAUAUUAUGUAUAUAUAUAUAUAUAUACACACACAUACACGCACACAAAUAUGUAUACAUAAAAGUGUUAUAAAUAAUCUAGUUAUAUCAAGAAUUUUCAAUCCUCAUUAUAUCAAUCGUUAUAUCAAUAAUUAUGUAUCGAACGAGUUCUCAUCGCAAGGAAAUAAUUUUCAAGGUUAUCUCGAAUAAUAUUGUUUUAAGCAAAUUCUUUAUUUUUUUUGUUUUUUCUUUUCUUUUUUUUUUUUUCACUUGUCUUUAUAUUGUCUUCUUGUUAACAAUCCUAUUUGAUUAGUUUACGUUCAUUGACGUGAACAAAAGUAAGUUCUUUGUGGCGAACGUAAAUAUGCAACAUGUGCGAAGGCCGUUUUUUUUAUAGAUCGUAUAAAUCGUAUUAUAUUGAUCAACAGUGAUCCCGGCACGUGCCGAUCGAUUAACACGCUCCUGACAAGAUUUCGAUCGAACUGACACAAUACGGUAGUGCCAUUAAUGUCAUGUUAUUUUUUGAUUUAUCGUUUUUGAUUUAUCAUUGGAUAACGAGUACCACCAUCGUCGUUGCACACUUUAUUACUAUUACCUACGAAUAAUAUGAUUUCAUGAUUUACUAUUUUUUUUUUUCUUCUCCUCUUUCGUUUUAUCUUUUCAUAAUAAAAUUACGAUAUCAAUUUUAACGUGCUAUCUAUUAACGAAGAUGUUAUUUGAUUAGAAAAAAUUGUUCUUCUAUUAUCGAAAUAUAUAUCACACAAUAUGCACAGAGUUUUAUAAUUUAUAAU
Molecule: messenger RNA, 2684 nt
Organism: Vespa mandarinia (Asian giant hornet)
Lineage: Eukaryota; Metazoa; Arthropoda; Insecta; Hymenoptera; Vespidae
Source: RefSeq, a predicted model, not a curated record